This is a messenger RNA of Neltuma alba, 1302 nucleotides long. RefSeq lists its product as uncharacterized. Bases 1 to 1302 code for a protein of 433 amino acids. The transcript has 3 exons. Lineage: Eukaryota; Viridiplantae; Streptophyta; Magnoliopsida; Fabales; Fabaceae. The record is from RefSeq and is a predicted model, not a curated record. Gene Ontology annotation, molecular function: catalytic activity.
AUGAAUAACUCAAUUUUUGUCUGGAAUUGUCAAGGUGCAGCCUCCAACAGUUUUCAUAGAGUUCUAAAAUCCCUUCUCCGGGGUUAUACACCUGACAUUGUUGUUUUGGUUGAACCACGAAUCUCUGGGGUUAAGGCAGAUAGAGUGAUCAAGAAGAUUGGCUAUCCAUACUCGCAUCAUGUUGAAGCAGAUGGGUACUCCGGUGGUAUCUGGUUAAUGUGGAACAGUCGAGUACAGGUUCGUGUUCUUGCAAACCACAAGCAAUUUAUUCACACAACCAUUCAAAACUCGUCUGGGGAUUCAAAGGCCCUUUUCACUGCUGUAUAUGGAAGUCCAUGUCCAUCCCUACGAAGUGAACUGUGGGAGGAGCUUUCUUCAUUAAGGGUUAGUGAUAAUGAACCGUGGUUGAUAGCCGGGGAUUUCAAUGCCACGCUUUCCAUUGCAGAUGGAAAGGGGGGGACACGUAGAACCCAAUCUGGGUGCAAACACUUCCAGAAAUUUGUCCACAAUAAUGGAUUGUUGGAUUUGGGCUUCAAAGGGCCCAAAUACACAUGGCAGCGUGGAAAUUUGUUGGUGAGACUUGAUAGAGCCCUGGUCAACAAUUGUUGGAUCUCAUCCCAGCCAUUAUCUCGCAUAUGGGCCCAGAAUGGCAAUCUAGUUGACAAAAUACAAGCCUUUGAAACAGAAGUUCAAGUCUGGAAUAGAGAGACGUUUGGGCGAAUUGGUAGGUGUAAAGGCAAGCUCCAACGCCGACUGUUGGGCAUCCAACGUGCUCUAGAGAGAAACCCCUUUUCCUCUUAUUAUCUUGAGCUUGAAAGAGAGCUGCGAACUGAAUAUGAAAAUAUAUGUCUGAGAGAGGAAAUCAUCUGGCUUCAAAAAUCGCGAUCCCAGUGGAUACAAAAUGGUGAUCGCAACACAAAGGUGACGGUGAGAAGGCACAGAAACCGUAUACUUAUGCUACAAGCGCCUGAAGGCCAUUGGGAGGCAGAUCAAAGUAAGCUCUGUGAAAUGGCAACAAACUUCUUCCAAUCCUUGUACAUAGAAGAGCCACGCCCAUCCCCAUCCUAUCAGUAUAAAGAGGUCAGAAAGGUUUUUCUUGGAGGAGACAUUGAUCCUGCCUUCAACCGAACCCUCAUUGCACUGAUUCCAAAAACUGAAAGUCCGCAAACUUUAAAGGAAUUUCGGCCCAUAAGCUUAUGUACAACAGUAUACAAGGUCAUCACCAAAGUCAUAGCUAAUAGGCUUAAGCUUGUUAUGCCAUUGCUCUGCCUCCCUUACCAGUCAAGCUUCAUCCCUAGAUGA